UAUAAAAAUGAGUUCCGUAAACAGUAUAUUUUUCGAUGAAGACAAUAUUAAGGAAGAUUCAAACUAAAAUUAAAAAAAUUUCUAAUAAGAAAGUAGUUUCGAACUAUAACAAGAAAGUGAAGAAUCUAUGAAACAAUUAAUUUAAUUAAAUAAAACUCAAUAAUCAGUUGAUACCCGAAGGUAAGGAGAAAUGCAAAAAAAAUUAAUGAAAUUCGUAAAAAACAGUAAGAAACGUAAAUUAGUAAAAUAGAAAAAAUAAGAGUCGGAAGACGAGCAAAUGAUUGAACUAGAAAUAGUCUCUGAAAAUGAAGAAAAUCCAAAAAAAACAGAUAUUAUUUCAAAAAGCAAUCUAAGUUCAAGAAAAGAUGAAAAUUAAUAACAAAAUAAUAUUUAUUCAUAGCAGGAUAAAAGCAAAUAAUUAGUAAAGAAUACACAAUUGGAUUUAGAAAUUUAAAUGACUGAUCUAAAAAUAAAGCCAUUACAAGCAACAUAACCAAAAUCUUAAAAAUAACGUUCUGAUGGUUAUUAAGUUUACGAGAAUUACACUUGUAUGUUAAAUCUUACUGAUAUAUCUUAUGGAGUAAAAGGACAUAAUAAAUUCUAUUAAAUAGAGGUUCUUCAUAUGAAAUUUUCGAAAUUUACUGUUUAUACUAAAUGGGGACGUGUAGGAGCUUAAAAUCCGCAAGAAACCUAUAAAGGAUAUGAAAAUAAAUAUGAUGCAAUUUUAGCUUUUAAAAAGAAAUUUUAUGAAAAAACACAUAAUGAUUGGAAUGGGGACUUCUCUUCUUUUAAAGUACAACCAGGAAAAUAUACUUGGAUUUAAGUUGAAGGAGAAUCUUCUAAAAGUUCUAUUAAUUAAGAUGUUGAGAAAUUAAAUUAAAGAAAUGAGCUUUUGAAAAAAAAAAUACAGGAAUUACCUUCUUAAUUAGAAUAAAAAAUUAAAUCUUUAAUGCUAAUAAUUUGGGAUUUUAGUAGAAUUAGUAAAACACUUAAAGAACUUAAUUUUGAUACAGAAAAAAAUCCUUUGGGAAAACUGUCUUAUUAAUAAAUAUAAAAAGGUUAUAAAAUAUUAACAGAAAUAUAAAAUGCGAUUAUUUAAAAUGCUAAAAAAUCAAUUAUUAUUGAAUUAACUAAUUAGUUUUAUACUAAUAUUCCUUAAAAUUAUGGAAUGAAAUAACUUCCCAUAAUUGAUCAUAUAUAAAAAGUCAGAGAAAAAAUUUAUUUAUUGGAUAUUUUAAAGGAAGUUGAUAUAACUAAUAAAUAUAUUAAUUAAGCUUUAUAAUCAAAAGUAAAAAAUUAUUUAAUUAAUUAUUGUUUUUAUUAAAUGCUAAAGGCUAAAAUCGAAAUUUUAAAUCCUUAAGAUAUUUAAUAUAAAAUUAUACAAAAGAUGAUUCAAAAUACGCAUGGGCCUUCGCAUAAUAAAUAUAAAUUAAGUAUUAAAGAUAUAUAUUUGGUAGAUAAAAAAAGUGAAAAAUAGAGAUUUUUUCCUUUCACAUAAUUAGGAAAUAAAAAAUAUCGAAUUAUGUAGGUAUUUUAAGUGAAGGAUUAAGAAUAGCUCCUCCAGAGGCUCCUAUGACAGGUUAUAUGUUUGGAAAAGGAAUUUAUUUUGCGGAUGUUGUUUCAAAAGCUGCUAAUUAUUGUCAUGCUAAAGCUGAUUUUCCUGAAGGACUUUUAUUAUUAUGUGAAGUUGCUUUAGGAAAUAUUCAUGAAGUCGUAAAGGCUAAAGUAUUUAAAUCGCCACCUAUUUACCAUCACAGCGUAUUUUUUUUAUAAAAGGUCUAGGUAUAUAUAAAAUAUUAAAUAAGGUCUAAGGGGUAGGUAGAAUGUAAAUAAAUUAAACUUAAUAUGAAAUGAUAGAUAGUUUUAAAUGUUUAACAGGUAAAUAAAUUAUAGAUUAAUUUUAUAAUAAAAAAACAAUUAAAAAGGAUAAGUUGAGAAUAAUGAUGAUGAUUAUAAUAAGGAAUUACUUUAUAAUGAAUAUAUAGUUUAUGAUGUUGGACAAGUUAAAAUAAAAUAUUUAAUUCAUGUAAAUUUUCAAUUCUAAUGA
This is a messenger RNA of Ichthyophthirius multifiliis, 2047 nucleotides long. RefSeq names its product poly adp-ribose polymerase member 1, putative. The transcript has 4 exons. Gene Ontology annotation, molecular function: NAD+ poly-ADP-ribosyltransferase activity. NCBI's taxonomy places the organism in Eukaryota, Ciliophora, Oligohymenophorea, Hymenostomatida. The record is from RefSeq and is a predicted model, not a curated record.